AUGGGAAUCCUCAAAUCGAGUGUUUAUCGGACGUUGAAACGAGCUCAUUGGAAAAGUUACGUUCCAAAUUUAAUUCAAGCCCUCAAUCAAGAUGAUCCUGAUCGGCGAGUUCAAUUUUGCAAAUGGUAUCUGGACAAAUUUGCAGAAGAUGCAACGUUUCCAAAGAAAAUCUUAUGGAGCGAUGAGGCCACCUUCAAGUUAAAUGGUUCAGUCAACCGACAUAAUUGCACAUACUGGGCCCGUGAAAAUCCACAUUUUACUAUGAAACACCAUCUGAACUUACCAGGCGUUACAGCGUGGUGUGGGAUAUCAACAUUGGGUAUCUUUGAACCAUUUUUGUUUUACCAAACUGUUAAUGGCCCAGUCUACUUAAACUUACUGAUGGAAAACGUCAGUCCACGAAUUGAAGAGAUGUUUGGGGGCGAGGGGAUUUACUUCCAGCAAGAUGGUGCUCUUCCUCACUACCAUCAUGAUGUACUGGCUUACAUCGAUGCAACAAAUCCAAACAAAUGGAUUGGGAGGAAAGGUAGCAUUGAAUUUCCUGCACGUUCCCCAGACCUCACGCCAAUGGAUUCUUUUUGA
This is a messenger RNA of Octopus bimaculoides (California two-spot octopus), 582 nucleotides long. RefSeq lists its product as uncharacterized. The record is from RefSeq and is a predicted model, not a curated record. NCBI's taxonomy places the organism in Eukaryota, Metazoa, Mollusca, Cephalopoda, Octopoda, Octopodidae. Gene Ontology annotation, molecular function: nucleic acid binding.